Oreochromis aureus is the source of this 740-nucleotide messenger RNA. RefSeq names its product granzyme K-like. The record is from RefSeq and is a predicted model, not a curated record. NCBI's taxonomy places the organism in Eukaryota, Metazoa, Chordata, Actinopteri, Cichliformes, Cichlidae. Gene Ontology annotation, molecular function: serine-type endopeptidase activity. The transcript has 5 exons. The coding region runs from base 98 to 508 and encodes 136 amino acids. Gene Ontology annotation, biological process: proteolysis.
CUGGAUCACAUGCAUCUUUCUACAAGUCUCCCUUACAGGGGCUGCUGAGAGCAGUAUAAUUGGUGGCAGAGAGGCAAAACCCCAUUCCAGACCUUACAUGGCAUCACUCCAGUAUCAAGAACACCAUUCAUGUGGUGGGAUGUUAAUCCGGGAGGACUUAGUUCUAACGGCAGCACACUGCAAAUUUGAGAACAGAGGUCCUUCAACAGUGGUCCUUGGAGCACAUGACAUUAGCAAGAAAGAGAAAAGUCAGCAACGUAUCAAAGUGGCGAAAUACUACCCACACCCGAAAUUCAGUGGAAAAUACGAUUAUGACAUUAUGUUACUGAAGUUAGAAAAAAAUGCCACACUGAAUAAAUUUGUGAAGACCAUCAAACUACCCAAGAAAAAUGGGAAAACGCCUGCCAACAUUAAAUGUCAUGUGGUUGGUUGGGGUCGAACUGGAAAUGAUUUACGUCCCUCAAAUGUUCUAAAGGAAGCUACGGAGAAGACGCAAUUCAGCAGGUGAUUCUGGUGGACCACUUAUCUGCAAUAAAAGGCCUCAAGGUGUAACAGCAUUUAUCAUGAAAGACAACUGCAAUAAUCCAAAGUAUCCGCACGUCUUCACUAAAGUUAAUUUUUUUUAUUGCAUGGAUGAAAGAGAAAAUGAAAGAAGAGAGGUUUGUUGCAAGAGUCACUACACAGUCAUUUACUGGUUAAACAAUAUGAUGAAGUAAAGCAUAUGUUUUGUAGCACGUGUA